UGAAAUCAAUUUAAAAAUCGAUUUGAAUUUGAAAAAUGGAAACAAAACAAAAUUGAAUAAAAAGGUUUGGCGGUCACAGCAGAGGACAGCACUUAUCGGGACCGUCGAUUCCCGAAGACUCUGGAACCGUUUUUAAACGGGCGACGGGAUAUUUUUAGAAGUCGCACGAACGACUCGGACGUUAUAGGGCGCCUCGUCCAUACCAUCCACUUGAAAGCGAACGUUCACAACCGACUUUUGUUCUGUGGCUGUGCUGUCUCCAUCGUGGUUCUGCUGCUGCUGUGGGUGUGUAUUUACAUCACGUGCGCGAAAUAUAUAUAUCAACAACAAACUACGCUGAAAGAAGGCAACAACAUUUAACACAGACACAACACAAUAUAUCGCGCCUGGGGAUCUAUUUUUAUCGACGUGAUUCGAAUUAUUGUUAGUGCGUUUCCUGAAGUUUGACGAGAUGACGGAAGAGAAAUGUUUCUGCGGGAAGGAGGCUCACCAGCGCUGUUCCGGAUGCCAGGCCGUCUUCUACUGCUCCAGGGAUCACCAGAAAAGCGAUUGGAAGAAGCACCGAUCCCAUUGCAAGGCCUACCGCAUCGAGCAGACGCUCACCGUUGGACGGCAUUUGAUCGCCUGUCGGGACCUCAAAGCUGGCGAUGUCAUCCUUCAAGAGAAACCCAUUGUUUUGGGACCCAAGCACACGGCCGGACAAAUCUGCCUCGGAUGCUAUUGCGGCGUCGACGGGCGGACGAGAUGCUCCCAGUGCGGCUGGCCCAUGUGCGGACGCGAUGAUUGCCACGCUCACGAGUCGGAUCACGCGGCCGAGUGCGGAGUGAUGGCGUCGGGUGGACGACCCAUCGUCGGCAGCCUUCCGGUUCAAGCCUACCAAAGCGUCAUGGUGUUGCGCUGCCUGGCGCUGCGGGAUCAGAAUCCGGAACGGUGGGAGGAGCUGAUGCAGUUGGAGGCUCACGUUCAAGAGCGACGCCAAAAAGGAAUGGAGGACGUGGAUCAAGCCACGGCGGUCCGAUUCAUCCGCGAAACGCUGGGACUCCAAAUCCCGGAAGAGCUGAUCCUACAACUGUGCGGAAUUCUAAUGGUCAACAGCUUCGAACAGCCGCCAAUGAAAGGCAAUUCUCAACACGGAUUGGUGGCCGUCUACUCGACGGCCAGUUUGCUGGAACACGAUUGCGUGGCCAACGCCAUCAAAACCUUCACCAACAAGGGGGAUAUCGUCAUCCGGGCGGCUGUGCCGAUACCUAAAGGAGAGAAAAUAGCACUGUGUUACACGGAGCCGCUAUGGGGAACGAUGAACCGUCAGCGUCACCUUUCGCAAACGAAAUUCUUCCAGUGCGUCUGCGAACGCUGUAAAGAUCCGACUGAGCUGGAUACGUUCACUUCUGGUUUUUAUUGCCAGAAAUGUCCGCAGCAAUCGGCGGGAAUCCUUUUGACAGAAAACCCGCUGGAUGAUGCCAGUGACUGGAUCUGUCGGCAAUGCGGCGCUCGCCAACCGGCCAACUAUGCGGCGGAAAUUAUUGAAAGUGUCGGCAAGGAGAUUGUGGCUUUGAAAAAAGGAUCGGUUAAGGAUUGCGAGGGAUUCUUGCGCAAGUUCUCCAAAGUUCUUCAUCCGAAUCACUUUUACUUGACCGAUGUUAAAAUGGCGCUCUGUCAAAUGUACGGACACCUGGAAGGGCAGAGUCUCAUUGAAAUGAACGACGAUACGCUCAACGCCAAAGAAGCUCUGGCUUUAGAACUUUUGAAAGUAGCCGAUGCUGUUUCACCAGGGAUGACCCGUUUGAGAGCCAUUUUACUGUAUGAGCUGCAAGCUGUGUUAUCCGUUCGUUGUCGUAAGCUCUGUCUCACUCAAAGUAUUUCAAAGGAAGAACUGCAAGCCAAUGUUAAAGUGGUACGGAAAAUGCUGCAAGAGUCAUCGACGAUCUUCUCGUGGGAGCCGGAAGAGACGGAUGAAGGUCGAUUAGCCAUCAUUUCCAGCAAGGAACUGAAGGAUGUUGAACUGUUUCUAAAAACCCUUGAUUAGAAUAUUGUAAAUUAAAUCUAAAUUGUUUUCUUACCUUAACCUCCCAUGAUUUUUAAAGUAGAAAGUGCUGUGGCCACAAAAUGGUUUUUCUUUGAAGUGAAAUAGAUUGUCAGAAAGA
Messenger RNA from Daphnia pulicaria, 2144 nucleotides. Its product is annotated as SET domain-containing protein SmydA-8-like. Lineage: Eukaryota; Metazoa; Arthropoda; Branchiopoda; Diplostraca; Daphniidae. The transcript is spliced from 5 exons. Gene Ontology annotation, molecular function: protein binding. The record is from RefSeq and is a predicted model, not a curated record. Bases 452 to 2026 code for a protein of 524 amino acids.